Messenger RNA from Thunnus maccoyii (southern bluefin tuna), 4291 nucleotides. RefSeq names its product serine palmitoyltransferase, long chain base subunit 2b (gene sptlc2b). Gene Ontology annotation, biological process: ceramide biosynthetic process; sphingosine biosynthetic process. Gene Ontology annotation, molecular function: pyridoxal phosphate binding; serine C-palmitoyltransferase activity. Bases 21 to 1790 code for a protein of 589 amino acids. Gene Ontology annotation, cellular component: serine palmitoyltransferase complex. The record is from RefSeq and is a predicted model, not a curated record. NCBI's taxonomy places the organism in Eukaryota, Metazoa, Chordata, Actinopteri, Scombriformes, Scombridae. The transcript has 12 exons.
UCUUCUUCUUGAGCUCAUACAUGACUUCACGAUUAACGUUACACAAGUUGGGCCGCCUGAAAUCUGAAAUAUCCAGUAACAGUUGGUCGUUAGAGAUGACGGAAAGCUCCGCGAACAAGCUGCUAAACGGAGACGCCUGUCACCGGACCUCGAGUGGUAAAAAAUCGAGCAAAAAUGGCAUCGUGAAGAACCACUGCCUGUUUCAACAGCCACACAAGUACCGUCGCCCCCGGGAGAAGAACCAAAAUGUCCCAUAUAACUCCAGUCUGUACAAGAAGCCCUAUGUGGAAUCGUUUGAGGAGACUCCUCUACUGGUGGCCGUGCUCACCUACAUGGGCUACGGCAUUCUCACCAUCUUUGGCUACCUCCGAGACUUCCUUCGCCACUGGAACAUCGAGAAAUGCCACGUGGCUCGGGAGAGGGAGGAGCAGAAGGAUUUUGUCCCCCUAUAUCAGGACUUUGAGAACUUUUACACCAGGAACUUGUACAUGAGGAUCCGAGACAACUGGAACCGACCCAUCUGCAGCGUCCCCGGUGCCAAGAUGGACCUGGUGGAGAGAGUUUCCCACGACUACAACUGGACCUUCGAGCAUACAGGCAAAGUUGUGCGGGACGUCAUCAAUAUGGGCUCAUACAACUACCUCGGCUUUGCGGAGAACACAGGGGCUUGUGCCGAUGCUGCCAUUGAGGCCACACAGAAGUAUGGAGUCGGAGUGGGCAGUACUCGCUGUGAGAUGGGGAACUUGGACAUCCACGAGGAACUGGAGCAGUUGGUUGCCAGGUUCCUUGGCGUUGAGUCAUCUAUGGCUUUCGGCAUGGGUUUCGCAACAAAUUCCAUGAACAUUCCUGCUCUCACCGGGAAGGGUUGUCUUAUCCUGAGUGACGAGCUGAAUCACGCAUCUCUCGUGCUGGGCGCCCGCCUGUCUGGCUCAACUAUUCGGGUCUUCAAACACAACAACAUGCAAAGCCUGGAGAAGCUGCUGAGAGAUGCUAUUGUACACGGGCAGCCGAGAACCCAUCGGCCCUGGAAGAAAAUUCUCAUUGUGGUGGAGGGCAUUUACAGUAUGGAGGGGUCCAUCGUACGUCUGCCAGAGGUCAUUGCUCUGAAGAAGCGCUACAAGGCGUACCUCUACCUGGAUGAAGCCCACAGUAUCGGAGCCCUGGGGCCUAAUGGCAAAGGAGUGGUGGACUACUUUGGCCUGGAUCCCAAAGAUAUAGACAUCAUGAUGGGAACGUUCACCAAGAGCUUCGGUGCUGCCGGUGGAUACAUCGGAGGCAAAAAGGAGCUGAUCGACUACCUGCGGCGCCACUCUCACAGCGCCCUGUACGCCACCUCCAUGUCCUCACCUGUGGCCCAGCAAAUAAUCACCUCUAUGAAGAUCAUCAUGGGAGAGGAUGGGACCACACUGGGUGCAGAUCGCCUCCGACAGCUGUCCGAGAACACCACCUACUUCCGUAGGAAACUCCGUGACAUGGGCUUCAUCAUUUACGGCAACGAUGACUCGCCAGUCGUACCCAUGAUGCUCUACAUGCCUGCCAAAAUUGGGGCAUUUGGUCGGGAGAUGUUGAAGAGAAAUAUCGGCACAGUGGUUGUUGGCUUCCCAGCAACACCUAUCAUCGAGUCGAGAGCUCGUUUCUGCGUCUCGGCUGCCCAUACCAGAGAGAUGCUUGACACAGCAUUGGAGGCCAUCAGCGAAGUGGGCGACCUGCUGCAGCUGAAGUACUCCAGACGCGAACUGCCUCUUCCCUCGCUGGGGUGGAUGUCCGAGGAGAGCCUGCUUCAGGACUGAGCCACAUCAUCCCCCUUCCUGUCAUAUCUAUCCCCAAAACUCACUGUUUUCCUCCUCCCAAGUUCCAUCCACAUCCUUUUUUUUUUUUUCCUGAUAACCCUUAUUUUCCCCCUCAUUUUCCUUUUGAGCCAGACCCUCCACCCCCUCUUCUCCAUAUCUAAUCUCAUAUCAAACACCAGUGGACUCAACAGAACCAAAGUCUUAAGAGGUCUGACCUGUUUUUGAGAUUCACCCACAGCAGGGGAGGACGAAAAUCCCCCAUCAUCAUCAUCAUCUUUCCUCGUCUGUUGUCACAGAAGCGUGUUGAGAGAAUUUCCGUUCGUCCUAACUUAUUGUGACUGCAUCGGUCUAACGUCGAGUCUUAUUCUUGUGUGCACAUUGAAUUGAAUGUGUAUCUUAUUUGUGCAAUAAUAACAACAAUAUGGAGUUUCUUUGUAAUUCAAACAACCUAGAGCAAAGUGGACUGAUUUUUUUUUUUUUUUUUUUUUUUUCCCCCAAGAGUUACUACUUGUGCACUUGGGAAGAAAAAAAAACCUAUAAAAAAGUCAGAAAUCUGAUCAGAGCAGUUGCUAUGAUGUACACAAGAGGAAAAAAAAAUGAUAUAUGUAAAUAUUAUUUAUCACGAACUUGGUAGUGCUGCCUUAGGGUAGCAUCCCAAACCUCAAAGAGAGAUACAAUAUUUCACAGGAGUAACAUAAGCAUGUGUUGUCCAUAUGUAUUUAUCUGACGGCUUUUUUCCUAAUCACUUUUACUUGAAUAUGGAGCGUAUAGAAUAUUGGGUUCUUUCCCUAACCAAAGGAUAUACUGUAUAUGUAUAGAUAUAUUUUCUACCUUUCUCUUAAAAUGCAAAGCAGAUGUUCCAAAAAAAAAAAAAAAAAAAAUUAACAGGGAAAGAAUCCCAGGGAGCAAGACUAAGGAAUAUUUUUUACAACUUAUUUUCUAUAAAUAUUUUUCAGCCUUAUUUACUGUUUACACCUGCACUCAAAAACUUGAGCCCAGUGUCUUUAACAUUUCUAUAAGCUAAUGAGCUACAUGUGUGAUUUUUUUUUUUUUUUUUUUUUUCUCUCUCCAUCAUUCUCACUCAAGUGCUUUCUUGUGCAUCAGUGUUGACACGAUCUCUGAGCACGGCGACACACUGUAAAUUAGAUCUGUAUGUAUGACGAUGCUGCUCCCACGCUUAUCUGAUGUACAGACAGCUUUAUUUAUUUAAAAAAAAAAAAUGUCUCUCAACUUUUCAGCUAUCUAUUUUUGUGAGAAAUGUAACCGUUAUCUGAAAGGCAGCUCCAGAUGUGUCCCAAUGGAAGGUGCGUGUGUGUGUGUGUGUGUGUGUGCGCGUGCGUGCGUGUGUGUGUUUUAAUUGACUACUUGCGUCUUACUUCAGUGCAGCACUACUGACAGGCAUUGUGAAUGCACAGAUGACGUAGUCACUGAAAUUUGCGAGAUCUGUGUUUGCAUAUGCUUCAAGUGUCAAGUGUUUUCUGUCCCGUACUGUAUCAUCUUCUGGGAUGGCAUUCCAAAUCAACUCGCUUUCACUGUCAAGUCUUCGUUUUGUUUGACUGUUUUUUUUUUUUUUUUUGUCUGUCUGUCUGUCUGUCUGUCUGUCUGUCUGUCUGUCUGUCUGUCUGUCUGUCUUUUCCGUGUGAAGUCACCCCAAAACAUAGCAUACAUGCCGCCGUUAAACAUCCCGCUCAUGUCUGCUUGUGUGUUUUUAUGUUCUAUCACUUUAUUGAUGUGAAUCGGAGGCUGCACCAGUAUAGCCAGUGAGAAAACUGGCCAUCAUCUGGCAAUGUGACCAUUCCUAUAAAUGUUCAUCAAAGUGAUUAAACUCAACACAGGUUUAGAGAUGCUUUUGUUGAUGUUUUUUUGCACAGCACAACUUUUUGGGGUCUUUUUUUUUUUUUUUUUUAAACUGUACAUCCAUUAGAAAUUAAUCAUUGUUGUCUUUGAGUGAGUCAUUCCAAUAUUGUUGUUUUUCACAGAAAAUGUCUUGAAUAACAACUCAGUGAUGCAUUUGCUUCAAUAAAUAUUCUAUACAAAGGUGAAACAUGACUAUAAUCUGGAAUUGCACUCUUCGGAAAUGUGCUACGAUAUAAAGAAUUUUCUCUCCGUCAGAGUUUCCUCUCAAGCUGUCUGCACAACCGUGCAGUAUGUGAAGUCUCUACAUUUCUGUCUAUGGAGGCAAAAAAUGUAAUUGCAAACAGCAACACGACUGUUUCUCUCAGCCAGGUUUCCCCCACUGACACCGUGGAAUUAAAAUACAGAUAUACUGUAGUCGCUUGGAGCUCUUUGAUGUAAUGUGACAGUUUCCAGUCUACCCACAGCAAAUACCUGUGACCUGACCUGCAGUGACCAUUUGAAACUUCCUUAUCAGCUGCUUUUGCCCUUGGAAUUGUGUUUGGGUUGAAGAUAAACCACUUAGAGGAGUUUGAAAAGCCAUGAUGUUUGUUGACAUUGCUGUUGGUAACAGUGCUGCAAAGAUUAAAUCCCUUUAUUUGUAUCAA